GACUGGAAGGAGGAAGGGAUUUGGCCCGUGGGCUGUUUGUAGCGUGCUCUUUCCCCCGAGUCCUCACUUCGACACCCGGACCUGCCCUCCAGGCUCUGCAUCCCCACCAGCGCGCCCACUGCAGGCUGACAGCGCUAAGCAGGCGGGGGCGAGUCAGACCCGGACACGCGCCAGGGUGGGGGUGAGGCGCCCCUUCCCGGAGGCCUCGGAGCUCAGGCCCCGCCCUCCCCCCGGCCCCCGCCGCACCACUUCCGGCAGGCGCUGCGUUGCUGGGGGGCGCGGGCGAGGAUGGCGGCGGAGAACGAGGCCAGUCAGGAGAGCGCCUUGGGCGCCUACUCGCCCGUGGACUACAUGAGCAUCACCAGCUUCCCGCGGCUGCCAGAGGAUGAGCCGGCGCCCGCGGCCCCUAUGAGGGGCCGCAAGGAUGAGGACGCUUUCCUGGGAGACCCGGACACAGACCCAGACUCCUUCCUGAAGUCAGCGCGCCUGCAGCGGCUGCCAUCGUCCUCGUCGGAGAUGGGCAGCCAGGACGGGUCGCCUUUGCGGGAGACGCGCAAGGACCCGUUCUCCGCCGCAGCAGCGGAGUGCUCCUGCCGUCAGGACGGGCUCACGGUCAUCGUCACAGCCUGCCUCACCUUUGCCACGGGUGUCACUGUGGCGCUCAUCAUGCAGAUCUAUUUCGGCGACCCUCAGAUCUUCCACCAGGGUGCCGUGGUGACAGAUGCCGCCCGUUGCACAUCACUGGGCAUCGAGGUGCUCAGUAAGCAGGGAUCUUCGGUGGAUGCAGCUGUGGCAGCAGCCCUGUGUUUGGGGAUCGUGGCCCCACACAGUUCUGGCUUGGGCGGUGGGGGCGUGAUGCUGGUCCAUGACAUCCGAGGAAACAAGAGCCAGCUAAUUGAUUUCCGGGAGUCUGCACCUGGGGCCCUCAGGGAAGAGGCCCUGCAGAGAUCCUGGGAAACCAAGGUGGGGACCCUGCCUGGGCUCUUGGUGGGGGUCCCUGGAAUGGUGAAGGGGCUACAUGAAGCUCACCAGCUCUAUGGCAGGCUGCCAUGGUCCCAAGUCCUGGCCUUCGCAGAAGCUGUGGCCCAAGAUGGCUUCAACGUGACCCAUGAUCUAGCCCAUGCACUGGCUGAACUGCUGCCGCCCAAUGCAUCUGAGCGCUUCCGUGAGACGUUCUUGCCCUCGGGCCACCCACCACUACCUGGCUCACUGAUGCAUCGGCCUGACCUGGCCGCAGUGCUGGAUACUCUAGGCAACUACGGCCCCGCUGCCUUCUAUGCGGCUGGCAACCUCACACUGGAGAUGGUGGCAGAGGCUCAGCACGCAGGGGGUGUCAUAACUGAGGAAGACUUCAGCAACUACAGUGCCCUCGUGGAGAAACCUGUGUGUGGAGUAUACAGAGGCCACCUGGUUCUCAGCCCCCCACCCCCGCACACAGGCCCUGCCCUCAUCAGUGCUCUCAACAUCCUCGAGGGCUUCAAUCUCACCAGCCUGGUAUCCCGGGAACAGGCUCUUCACUGGGUGGCAGAGACGCUGAAGAUUGCGUUAGCCCUGGCCAGCAGAUUGGGAGACCCCAUCUACGAUUCUACCAUCACUGAGAGCAUGGAUGACAUGCUCAGCAAGGUGGAGGCUGCCUACCUCCGGGGCCACAUCAGUGACUCCCAGGCAGCCCCUGCCCCACUCCUGCCUGUUUACGAGCUGGACGGGGCUCCCACGGCUGCCCAGGUGCUGAUCAUGGGCCCUGACGACUUCAUCGUGGCCAUGGUCAGCUCCCUGAACCGGCCUUUUGGCAGUGGCCUCAUCACGCCCUCGGGGAUCCUGCUCAACAGCCAGAUGCUGGACUUCUCCUGGCCCAAUAGGACUGCUAACCACUCUGCACCCAGCCUGGAGAAUUCGGUACAGCCAGGAAAGCGGCCACUGUCUUUUCUGCUGCCCACCGUGGUCCGGCCAGCGGAGGGGCUCUGUGGAACCUACCUCGCCCUGGGCGCCAAUGGAGCUGCCCGGGGCCUCAGCGGCCUGACCCAGGUUCUGCUGAAUGUCCUGACCUUGAACCGGAACCUGAGUGACAGCCUGGCCCGUGGCCGCCUGCACCCUGACCUGCAGUCCAACCUCCUGCAGGUGGACCGUGUCUCCCGGACUGAAGCAUAUUAGAAGCCACAGACCUGAACCUUCAGCAGUAACCCCUGUAGUUGGCAGGUGACACUUUGGAUCCCAGCUGAUGGAGGAUGAGCUUAACACCUUGAAAAUGAAUUCUGCUCAACUAAUGUCUUUGGGUCUCUAUUAGAAGAGGCUUUGUGCUUAGUUACUUGCGGGGGCCGGGGGGGGGGCUCAUCCUAGCCCUCCCUUGAGGGGUUCACAGUCUAAAACAGGGAUAUGAGGAGUGGAUGCUUGGUAAAGGGAAAUUUCAUCCUCCCUGAGGACUCUGGUAGGCUUUAUGGAGGAGGUAACAGCUGGGCCUUCAUAUGAGCAGGAAUGUGGCAUGUGGAGGUAAAGAACAUUCUGCACAGGGGAACAGCCUGGGCAAAAGCCAGCGAGAAUGGCUCAGGGAGCAGCCAGGAGACACUGUGUCCCAAACUUCAGAAUUUACCCAUCACCUUCUGACUUUUGCCACAUUUACACACCAUCUAAACCAUUAUUCACAUAAUGUAUAUCUAUAAAUGGACUUCCUUUUUAACCUAAAUGUAUUUUUAAAGUAAAUCUUAUAUCAUAAUCCCAAAUGGAAAAAUGACAUCAUUUGCCACAAAUAGAUGAUAAAUAAUUAUUUAAAAAUCCAAUAUGUUUAGCUUUCAGUUAGAUAUUGUUGCCCCUGAAAGACUCUGAGGCCUGCUGUCUCUGUUAAGGAAGAUUAGAAAUGUUAGAGACCAGACUGCAAUUUAGGCCUUGUUAUGUCCAACGGAUUGAAAGUGAACCACAAGACUUGGUGAUUUAGUGCUAUUCAAUGUUGUGUCUUUUAUCUCAAGAACUACCCCCCAAAUCAUCUCAUUCGGGGAAAUAAGACCAUAUCUUUGUUAGGAGCAGUGGGAGGUGAGGUUGCAGGGAUUAUCAUGGAGGUCCAUGUUAAGAAGCAUGGACUUUAUCCAGUGGAAAAGGGGAGGGAUAUGAGCUGAUGUGUUUUAUGUAGGGGAGGUGGAUUGAAGGGAGAACUUAAGUUGGGGAAAUACAAGAAGCACCCGGGAUAAUGGCCCAGCAAGAGAUGAUGAAGAUCUGAACUUAUGCAAAAGUAUGGGGAUUUGCUCAUUUACCCAGUAAAUACUUGCUUAAAAUUUACUACGCCUUCACCCUGUUCUAGGCACUAGGGAACAAUAGUGAACAAAAUAACAUCCAUUCCUUCAAAAAGCUUAUAAUCUAUAGUGGAGGGAGACACAGUAAAUACAUAAAGAAAUACAGGGAGCAUUAAGUACUUUGAAAGAAAACAAGCAAGGUGAAGAUAAUGGGCUGCUGUUUUAGAUAAUGAUCAGGGAAGUUCUCCUUGAAGACUGGAAUGAACUAAGGGAGCCAGUUUUAUGACUCUGUAGGAGGAGAGCAUUCCAGGCAGAGAGAACAGCAAGUGCAAAGGCCCUGAGGUGGGAGCAUGUUUGGCCUUGAAGGACAGCGAGGAGGCUAGAGCAGAGUUAGAGAGAGUGGAAAGAAGUGAGGAGUUUAGAGAGGUAGUGAGGUCCCCAGAUGGGCCUUAGAGGCCUUGGAAAGGACUUUGGAUUUUAUUCUAAGAGUCAUCAAGGCUGUUAGAGGGUUUUGAGUAGGGGAAGUGACACGGUUUAAUGGUUUAAAAGGAUCCCUGUGACAGCUGUAAGGAAGGCAGGACUGGUAGCAGAAAGACCAGUUAGUGGCCUAUGCAGUAAUCCUGGCAAGUAAUGAUGGCAGCGUGGCCUAGGCAGGUGGAGGUAAGACACCAAAACGCUUUUUCCAAUGUGAAGAAUGACCAUAUAUUAUUGAUCACUUAAUGUAUGCAAUGCUGUGAGCUCAGUGCUUUCUGUGCAUUACCUCCUUUAACCCCUGCAACAAUUUCAUAGAGUAGGUUCUCGUGUAAUCCCCACUCUAUGUAUGAGGAGACUGAGGCUCAGAAAGGUAAAGUAUAAUAAUUUGCCAAAGGUCACACAGCUCCUCAGUGGAGCGUCCAGAACGGAGACUCAGGUCUGAACAUAGGACUCCUGAGCUAGUGCUCUGAACACUCUGAAUGUGUGUAUGUUGGGGAAUGGU
Molecule: messenger RNA, 4197 nt
Organism: Hipposideros armiger (great roundleaf bat)
Lineage: Eukaryota; Metazoa; Chordata; Mammalia; Chiroptera; Hipposideridae
Gene: GGT7
Product: gamma-glutamyltransferase 7
Exons: 15
Coding region: 289-2151 (620 amino acids)
Biological process (GO): glutathione catabolic process
Cellular component (GO): plasma membrane
Molecular function (GO): glutathione gamma-glutamate hydrolase
Source: RefSeq, a predicted model, not a curated record